AUGUGUAAAAUAUGUAAAACACGCAGAUUAUCUAGCAAACCUUUAGCCAUAAGACCUAUUAUUAGCAAGUUUUUUAUACAACGGCUUCAGAUUGAUCUUAUAGAUAUGCGAACUAGAAGAGAUAGUGAAUUUAAAUGGAUAGCACAUGCCAGAGAUCAUUUCUCACAUUUUUCCUGGGACCGUAUUCUUACUGAUAAAUGUGUAGCAAAGGUGGCUGUGUUCUUGUUUGACAUCUUUACUGUAUUUGGACUGCCGAUCUUUCUUCAAAGUGAUAAUAGACAUGAGUUCACUGCAGAUAUUAUUAACAAUCUCUCAAAACUCUGGCCAAAUCUUAAAAUAAUCCAUGGAAAGCCGAGAAGACCACAAACCCAAG
This is a messenger RNA of Racocetra persica, 373 nucleotides long. Lineage: Eukaryota; Fungi; Glomeromycota; Glomeromycetes; Diversisporales; Gigasporaceae. The record is from the annotation of a GenBank genome assembly.